Closterium sp. NIES-67 is the source of this 1296-nucleotide messenger RNA. Lineage: Eukaryota; Viridiplantae; Streptophyta; Zygnematophyceae; Desmidiales; Closteriaceae. The record is from the annotation of a GenBank genome assembly.
GGGAGGAGGUGAGGAGGGAAUAUGAGGAGGCUGUUAUGAAGGAGGUGGCAGACCACCGACUCCUAGCAGCAGUGUAUGCGGGUCGGGGCGACGCCUCUCCGGCCGUCCACCACCUGUCAGCAGCAGCCGCCCUUCUCUCUUCCCUCCUCUCCUCCCUCCCCUCCGCCCUCCCUCUCCCCCCUGGACCUCGCCUCUGUGCACCUCGCCACUGUCGACAUCAUCCUUCACUCGGGGCUCCUGCAAGGGGGGGAGAGUGGGGAGGGAGAGGCGGAAGUUGAUAGCAAAGAGAAAAUGAACAGGGAAGAGGGAGGGGAAGGCGGAGGGGAAGCGGGGAGAGAAGGGAGAGGAAGGAAGGGGAGAGGAAGGAGGGGGGGAGGAGGCGGUGGACAUGGCGGUGUUGGCGCUGGAGGCGUUGAGGGAGAGCGCUGCGGUGCAGGAGGGGGAGCUUGGGAAGGAACACCCUGCCGUGGCGAGGACGCAUGCGCUGGCUGCUGACGUGUACUGGCAGAUAGGGCAGGCGGAGGAAGCUGAGGCAGUGAGCAAGAGGGCGAUGAAGGUGCUAGCAGCCAUGCCAGCAGUUCAUCAGCGGAGCGAUGAGGCGGCAGCAGCUCUCUCCCACGUGGCACUGCACCUAAAGCGCACUGGGCGGAGUGAAAUGGCCGUGGCUCCUUUGCAGAGGGCGCUGAGCAUCAGAAAGGAGCAUCCCGACCACCUGCUGCAGGCCGUGGGCACGGCAACGGACCUCGCCUCUCUUCUCCUCUCCCUCAAGCGCCCGAACGAAGCCCUCCCUAUCCUCCUCUCCGCCCUGCCCUCCCUCCGUUCCUUCCUCGGCCCCUCCCACGUGGCCUCCCUCCCCCUCCUCUCCCUCCUCUCCGCUGCCCACUCCUCUCUGGACCAAUGGGGGGAUGCCGCUGGGGUGGUGGGGAGAUGUGGGAGGUGGUGCGGGGGGAGGGGAUGGAGGCGGUGAUGGCGGAUGCCAUGAGGGCGAUGAGGCAGCCAUUGGCAUGUGGAUUCCCCUGGCUGACGCUCUUGGCAGUGAGGAAAGGUUCCGCCUGUUGCAUCAGGCAGUGGAGCAACAGGCAGUGGAGCAACAUGCAGUGGAUCAAGCGCUAAAGGCGAGGAGGCAGGGGGGAGGCAGCGGCGAGGGCUCGGUGGCUGGAGGUGCUGAGGGAGAUGGCAAUUAUCAAUAGCGGCUGAUUCUCCACUUGAAGAAUACUGUAUGCUAUGCAGUCCUACUAAAAAAAUCACAGUGAAAAUUGUGUCGGCACUCGUGUGGUCAUAUCAGUAGGAAGAGUG